UGCGCUCAGUGCGCACGCCCCUCCAUCCACAUCCACUAAAGCAGGACCAUGGAUGCGACCCUCUACCAGAUCAUAUUCGGGGAGCUGGUGGACUUAAAUUGUACUUUGCUGGACGCGUUUCCUGACACUUUUUGGGAAAACGCUUCACUGUCCCUCCUAAGCACUGAUGGUUUCUAUUGCAAUGCCACCACUGAUGAGAUUGGGACCUGCUGGCCACGGAGCAGCACCGGGAGGAUUGUGGAGAGACCCUGCCCUGAGUACAUCAAUGGUGUGAAGUACAACACCACCAGGAGUGCUUACAGAGAAUGCAUGGAAAAUGGAACAUGGGCGCUUAAGAGCAAUUAUUCAAACUGCGAGCCCAUUUUGGAGGAGAAGAGAAAGUAUCCUGUGCAUUACAAGAUAGCCCUGAUCAUCAACUACCUGGGCCACUGCAUCUCUGUGGGGGCGCUAUUGGUGGCUUUCAUUCUCUUCCUCUGCUUGAGAAGUAUCCGAUGUCUCCGUAACAUCAUCCACUGGAACCUGAUCACCACAUUCAUCCUGAGGAACGUCAUGUGGUUCCUGCUGCAGCUAAUAGACCACAACAUCCACGAGAGCAACGAGCCGUGGUGUCGCUUGAUCACGACCAUAUACAACUACUUUGUGGUCACUAAUUUCUUCUGGAUGUUUGUGGAGGGCUGUUACCUCCAUACUGCCAUUGUGAUGACCUACUCCACAGACAAGCUGCGGAAGUGGGUCUUCCUCUUCAUCGGCUGGUGUAUUCCGUGUCCAAUAAUAAUAGCCUGGGGCAUCGGGAAGCUGUACUAUGAAAAUGAACAGUGCUGGUUUGGGAAGGAACCUGGAAAAUACAUCGACUACAUUUACCAAGGGCCUGUUAUUCUCGUGCUUCUGAUCAACUUUGUUUUCCUCUUCAAUAUCGUCAGAAUACUAAUGACCAAACUACGAGCUUCCACCACAUCUGAAACGAUACAGUACAGGAAAGCAGUGAAAGCCACGCUGGUGCUGCUUCCUCUGCUAGGCAUCACCUACAUGCUCUUCUUUGUCAACCCGGGGGAGGACGACAUCUCGCAGAUUGUCUUUAUCUAUUUCAACUCUUUCUUGCAGUCUUUCCAGGGCUUCUUCGUGUCUGUAUUCUACUGCUUCCUGAAUGGAGAGGUUCGCUCCGCGGUGAGGAAAAGGUGGCACCGCUGGCAGGACAACCAUGCCCUGAGGGUGAGAGUGGCCCGAGCCAUGUCCAUCCCCACGUCACCCACGAGGGUCAGCUUCCACAGCAUCAAGCAGACCACUGCUGUGUGACACGGUGGAACACACACACACACACACAUACAUAUGCAUCAACUGAAGGAUGAGACUUUAUCUUCAACCACAACCACAGAAGACUGUAACUAACUAGACGGGCUUGUGGCUGCAGGUGAGAUGACUUUCCUUGCUGCCUGAUAAGAACAAUGACACUACAGCUUAAUGGACAGCACAGGAUAUUUCAUCAUGUGUGCAAGUCAAAGAGGGAAAUCUCUAUGAUUCGAUCAAGCAAGGUCUUACCAUGUUUGUCUGAUGAUGUCACACUUGCGGUCUUUUAAAUAUUAAAUUAUAACAUGGAACAUUUUUCAAUUUAAGUCAUAAUUUCAAAUGUAUCACGACGACUAAAGAACUGGGAUAAGGUGAUAAAACAAUUAAAGCACAGCCAGAAGCCAUUUCUUUUUUUUUACUUCCUGUGAAACUAGAUCAAAGGAUUACGUUGGUGUGUCAGGAACAAUAUUCAUGGUCCAAAUCAUCUGUACAAUAGAGAACUAUGUGUGAAAAGUAAAAAAGUUGUAUUGCUAUUAAUACAACAAAAAAAAGUCAUGACGUGUGAGAGAAGAAUUAUGUAACAUUCAUUCAUUCUGGUGGCCAGCCAAUCACAGGGCACAUAUAGACAAACAACCAUUCACACUCACAUUCAUACCUAUGGACAAUUUGGAGUUGCCAAUUAACCGAGCAUGUUUUUGGAAUGUGGGAAGAAACCGGAGUCCCCAAGAAACACAUGGGAGAACAUCCAAACUCGACAUGGUGAAUCGACCCAUGUCUUUUCGAUCUCCUGACUGUGUGGUCUACAUGCUAACCACUCGACCACUGUGCAGGAGGUCAUAAUAGUACGAGAAAAAUCUUGUUUGUUGUUGUUGUUACAAGAAUAAAGCUAUGCUAUUACAAGAAAAAUUUAAUGUUGGAAAAAUUAAGUCAUAAUAUUUCAAGAAAAAUGUUGAAACAGUCCAUGAAUAAAGCGGUAAUAGGAGAAAAAUGUUGGGAAUUAUGCAGAAAAAUUUAAAACUGUAGUAAUGUUGCAAACAUAAAGUGGAAAUGUGUUAAUGUUACAGAAAUAAAGCAAUGCUGUAAGCCAUUAACUGGAUUCGAAAAUGCAGAGAACAGGCUGACGUGUGACAAAAUGUAUUGCAAGUUGUUUGUGCACAAAAAUAGAAAACUAUACAAAAAGACAUAAACUGCCGUGACAAGAAAAAUACUAGAAUAAAGAGCUGCUAGACAAAAGGUAAAUAAUAACACUAAAAAUCACUGCAAAACACUAAGUAGGAAAAACACUAUAGAAGAACAAAAAGUACUGCUAAAAACCAAGUACUGUAGAUGAACAAUGAAUAAAGUAGAAAAAAUCACUGCUGGAAGUAGCCAAGCAGGGAGUACAGAGUUACAGAUAAUGAAGCAGGGAAGCGCUGUACACAGAUGUGGAACAAAUAAUCUGGCAACACGUAAGUGGACUGGCAUGGCUUCAAUAACCCAGAUGAGAUUGCUUGCAGGUGCGUGAUGAGCUCACAGCCAGAUGGAAGUGUACUACAGGAAGAUAUGGAAGAUAGAUGGCAGCAAAGCACCACAGCACAUGACAAGGAGAAUAGAGUGAUAAGAUUUUCAAGAAUCUUAUCGUAAUGUUACACCAAGAAAGUGGUAAUAUUAUGACACAAAUGCGGUAAAAUUAUAUAAAAAAAAUUGGUUUCAAGGAAAACAUUAUAAUGUUCCAAAAAUAAAGAUGUAGUAUUGUGAUAAAAAUGUAAUGUCACCAAAAUAAAGCUGUGAUUCAAAGAGAAAAAUCUAGUGUUGGAAAAAUAAAAGGGUAAUAUAAGAAAAAUGUCAAAAUAUUACACAAAUAAAGUGGUAAUGUUAUGAGAAUAAUAUUCAAAAAAUAUUUAUUUAAUCACUAUUUAUUUAUUCAAUAUUCAAUAAUUUUUCCCUGUGUUCAUUAUACAGUAUUUACACAAAGCAGAAAAUUCCAAGAAAUAUGUGUUAAUGUUAUAAUAAUAAAGUUAUACAAUUUCAAGAAAGAUGCUGUAAUGUUCCAUGAAUAAAAUUCAAAUAUUCUGAGAAAAAUUUUGUAAAUUGUUACAAGAAUAGAAUUAGGUCAAAAGCUACUUAGCUAGCAGGAAGUAAUAUGUAAAGCUAAGAGAACAGAAAUCUGCAAGUAGUACCCCAGGGGUCAAUACUGGGACCAAAAUUGUUCAACUUCAAUAUGAAUGAGAUCUGUAAAGUUACAAAAGUUAAAGUUUGUUUUAUUUGCGGAUGAUACUACUGCCCUUUGUUCAGAUGAAGCACAGAAUAGAUCAUUAAAAAGGUCACAGAUGAAAUGUUUAUAUUAAAAAGAUGGUUUGAUAAUACCAGGAAAUAGUGCCUUUGGUUCCCAUUGCUUUAACAUGGAGUCAAGACAAAAGUUGUGAUGUAUCAGAUUUUAAUGAUAUUUAAUCUGCAGAUAGAUAUUAAGGUAAAAUGUUACCUUACACACCUUUUACCUUGUCCUGAAGCUCUGAUCUAUGAGUUUGAAAGGCUAAAAGUUGGACUAAAAUGUCAAAGUAUGACUCAUUGUGGUCCAUACCCCUGGAAUAUGACAUUAUGGAGGAUUUGCAUGGAUGUAAUGGAGUCUAAAGGGAGUUUAAAGGAAAAUAUGGUAAUGUUAUGAAACUAAAGUGAUGAUAUUCCAAAAACACAUAAUGUUACGAGAAGAAAGUGGUAAUAUUACAACGUAUUCUCAUAAGAGUAGAUUUGUUUCCUUUAUCUUGUAAGAGUUUAUUUCACCAAACUACAUCAGUUGUGUGAUUUUUUUUCCACAAAAAAUGCACCUUUAUUCUGUAUUGUGAUUGGAACAACGUUUUUGUAAUUUGCGACUAUAUUCUUGAUUUAUUCUUUUUAUUGUCAGUAUUAUUUUUAUUCCUUCAUUAUAUUUCAUUUUUAUUGUUACAUAAUACGCUUGUAAUUGUAGCCUAUGAAUUGCACAUUUGAAUCAUCAAUGUAUGAGCUCUACAAGGUAGGAUAAAGAAUGUUUCAAAAACAAACACCUUUUAUCACUGUUUAAGCCAAAUGCUACAUUGGAUUGUUUGCUAAAAUAGUUUAAAUGUACUAAAUUAACCCUUAAACACUAAUAGUAAUCUAUGAAGAGCGUUGGUUAGCUUCGCUGAGCCUAGUUUAGCCAUUACAGAGAAAACAAUUGAAAUUGGUAAUUAAUAUUUAUUAACUAGUAAUUAAUCAAUCAGAAUGUUGGUGUUGGUCAUCAUAAGACAGUUUUGAGUGAAGGUUUUUCUUUCAAGGGCAAGAUUUAGUCAUAUUUUUGACGUGAACGCUUAGCUAACACUAUUCGCCCGCAAGCUAGCAGUUUUGAGUUGCUUUGCUAACAUCCCAAAACAAUACAAAGUAUUAUAAUUUAUGUGCACAUUUUCAUCUUUUACAGGUUAAACGUAAUCAUGUUAUCUAUGUGCUAUUUAUUUACAAUUCCUUUUCAUAUACAGUAAAUGAAUCACGUUUAUCAUUUACUGUGACUAAGUGUGUGUAUGUCUUAAACUGUACAUGGAUACUAAUAAUGUACAAUGUAAAAGAUAUAUUUCUUAUUUAUAUUUUGUACAAAUUUGUUACAUUAUAAAA
This is a messenger RNA of Doryrhamphus excisus (bluestripe pipefish), 4884 nucleotides long. RefSeq names its product corticotropin releasing hormone receptor 2 (gene crhr2). Gene Ontology annotation, biological process: cell surface receptor signaling pathway; adenylate cyclase-modulating G protein-coupled receptor signaling pathway; long-term synaptic potentiation. NCBI's taxonomy places the organism in Eukaryota, Metazoa, Chordata, Actinopteri, Syngnathiformes, Syngnathidae. The record is from RefSeq and is a predicted model, not a curated record. Gene Ontology annotation, cellular component: dendrite; axon terminus; plasma membrane. Gene Ontology annotation, molecular function: peptide hormone binding; G protein-coupled peptide receptor activity; corticotrophin-releasing factor receptor activity.